AUGGCAGGCGGCGUCGCGCCCCCAGGCGCUCCUCAGCUGGUCGGCGGCUACCUCACCGGCCGCGCCCUCAUCUUCCCUCUCUCCCUCGUCAUCUCCCUCUUCUUCCUCUGGGGCUUCUCCUACGGCCUCCUUGAUGUCCUCAACAAGCACUUCCAGACGGUCCUCGGCAUCUCCAAGCUCGAGUCGACCGGUCUGCAGGUCAUGUACUUUGGUGGAGGUUACCUUCUCUUCUCCCCCGUGGCCGCAGAAUGCCUGAGCCGCCGCGGCUACAAGUUCACCAUCCUCAUGGGUCUGGGGCUCUACUCCCUCGGCGCCAUCCUCUUCUGGCCCGUCGCACACGCCUCCACGACGACAUCCAACACCCGCGCCAUCUUCGGCGGCUUCUGCGUCUGCACGCUCGUCAUCGCCUGCGGUCUCGCGACACUCGAGACCGCUGCGAACUCGUACGCUGUUGUCAUCGGCAAGCCCGAAUCGUCCUCGGCACGCCUGCAGUUCUGCCAGUCUUGGAACGGAGUCGCCUCCUUCAUCGGACCCCUCAUCGCAUCCAAGUUCUUCUUCGAGGGCGAGAACGCAAACUCCCUGACCAACGUCCAGUUCGUUUAUCUCGCAGUCUCCUGCGCGGGUGUAGCUGUUGCCGUUUUGUUCUUCUUCGCCCGCCUUCCGGAGGUGGUGAAGGAGGAGGUCGCCGAAGACGCCGACCACCCCAACGUUGACGUCCAAGGCCCAAUCUACAAGCAAUACAACCUCAUCUUCGCCUGCUUCGCCCAGAUCUGCUAUGUCGGCAGCCAAGUUACGAUCGCGACCUUCUUCAUCAACUACGCGCACGAGAACGGUGGCUUCAGUACCAGCCAGUCCUCCAACAUGCUCUCGUACGCCCUCAUGACCUUCACCGUGGGUCGCUUCGUCGCGACCGCCCUGGCGACGGUGUUCCAGUCCGACUUCCUGCUCGUCGUCUACGCCGUCUGCGCCAUCGCUCUCAACGCGUACUGCGUCGCGGGCCGGGGCGGCGCCGCCGUCGGCAUCCUCAUCGCCCUCUUCUUCUUCGAGGCCCCCAUGUACCCCUCUCUCUUCGCUCUCGGCACGGCCAACCUCGGCCGCCACACCCAGCGCGGUGCCGGUAUCAUGGUGCAGGGUGUCGUCGGCGGUGCCAUCUUCCCUCCCAUCCAGGGCGCGAUCGCGGACGCCGCCGGCACGCGUACCUCUUACGCCGUUCCCCUCGUCGGCUUCGUCUGUGUUCUGGGAUACGUCACGACUCACUGGCUUCGUAACGGCCGUCACAUCAUGCGCGUUAAGGAGACGCCUGUUGCUGAGACGGAGGCUGUUGAGGACAAGGUUGCGCUUGAGGAGAAGAAGGACACCGCUGCUUGGGUUGAACGCGUGUAA
This is a messenger RNA of Colletotrichum karsti, 1383 nucleotides long. RefSeq names its product major facilitator superfamily transporter. Bases 1 to 1383 code for a protein of 460 amino acids. The transcript has a single exon. Lineage: Eukaryota; Fungi; Ascomycota; Sordariomycetes; Glomerellales; Glomerellaceae. Gene Ontology annotation, biological process: transmembrane transport. Gene Ontology annotation, molecular function: transmembrane transporter activity. The record is from RefSeq and is a predicted model, not a curated record.